AUCCAGAGAAGUACCUGAAGAAGGGGCCUGCUUAUGUUGAUGGAAACUGCACUUACUUUGCUGGGAAAGACUUUGUCGACUUUGGGAGUAUGGACUGGGAACGAGUGUUGGGGAAGCAUGGGAUUCAAGAUCCUACCCGUGUCCUUGUGUUCUUUGAUGACCAUCAAAAUGAACUUAAAAGAUUAAAGCAAGCAGUGAAAGCUGGAUUCAAACAUCUAGUUUUCGAGGACAAUUAUGAUACUGGAACUGGAGAUCAUUAUUCCUUAAGGCAAAUAUGUGAUCAACCGUACAUUAGAGGUGGUGGGCAUAGCUGCUUCAGAGAUAGCGAUGAAGCCAGGAUAAGGUAUAGAAGGAGGAAAUUCUGGGAGAAAGCAGUUGAUACGGACGAGUUGUGUGGACCGGGAGAAGCAUGGUGGGGCGUGAGAGGCUACAUGCGCGACGACUUUAACCACAGCAACAAGGCAAUCACCUACGAUGAGCAUUUCCAGAAUAGCAGAUUUGUGGAGUCAGUGUUGGAUGUCUACUGGGAGGUGCCCCCAGUUGCUGGCCCUUCUCUUACUCAUCAGACAAGGUAUGAACCCGCACGGGCGCCUAGCCCUAUUGUCAAAGAUGGUCGAUUUGCCUUGUUUCAACGGCUGGGCUUAACACGAUUCGAGCCCUCUGUGUUCAACGGGUACACUCAAAUGGUGUAUGUUCAGAUUAGUUUUCAGGCUAUGAAUACCUUCCACAAUAUAUUUGUUAUAGAAUUUCAGUGCCGUAGUAUUUAUUUGAUCCUCUAGAAAUCGCAUUUU
Salvia hispanica is the source of this 791-nucleotide messenger RNA. Lineage: Eukaryota; Viridiplantae; Streptophyta; Magnoliopsida; Lamiales; Lamiaceae. The record is from RefSeq and is a predicted model, not a curated record.